AUGUCGUCGGUGAUCAACCUGGUGAACACCAUUGUUGGCGCGGGCAUUCUGGCCAUGCCGUUUGCGCUGAGGCAGAACUCGCUUUUCCUGGGCGUCUUUCUCAUUAUCAUGUCCGGCUCUCUGUCGGGCUUUGGUCUUUUCCUCCAGGGCCGAUGUGCAUUCUACGCUCCCGCUAGACAGGCGUCCUUCUUUGCGCUGGCAUCCCAGACCUACCCGUCGCUGAGCGUCAUCUUCGACAUUGCCAUCGCCGUCAAGUGUUUCGGUGUUGGCGUCUCGUACCUCAUCAUUGUGGGCGACCUCAUGCCCCAGGUGGUGCAAUCACUGUUCAACCCCGGAGAUAACACGCAGUUUAUCGUGAGCCGCGAGUUUUGGAUUCUGGCGUCCGUCGCCAUCGUCGUUCCGUUGUCGUACCUGCGAAAAAUCGACUCGCUCAAGUACACGUCGCUGGUAGCGCUCAUCUCUGUGGGCUAUCUCAUUGUGCUGGUGGUGGCCUACUACCUCUUCUCGGACAUUUCCUCCACCCGCGCUCCCAUCUCGCUCUUUAAGCCCGCCAAGAUCUCCAACGUGCUAUCUUGCUUCCCCAUCAUUGUCUUUGCAUUCACCUGCCACCAGAACAUGUUUUCCAUUGUCAACGAGCUGCAGCACCGAACCGCCGCCAACAUCAACCGAGUCGUUGCCACCUCCAUCUCCUUCUCGGCCUUCUGCUACUGCCUCGUUGGAGUCACGGGCUACCUGUCCUUCGGAAACAUUGUGUCUGGAAACAUUGUGUCUAUGUACCCAUCGUCUGUCGCCACUGAGAUUGCUCGUUUUUGCAUUGCGUUCAUGGUGGUUCUGUCAUACCCGCUACAAUGCCACCCCUGCCGAGCCUCGCUGGACCAUACCUAUUCGUGGUUUCAGUCCAGCGGAUUUGUCAAAUCUUUGGCACACAAGGUGUCCUGGAGCAGACUUCCGUCUUCGGAAGAAGAGAUGGUUCACCCUACUAGCGGCGGCCAACCCGGUUCCAUGACCACCGCACGGUUUGGAAUCGUAACCACUAUCAUUGUGGUAGCCAGUUACAUCACCGCUUUGACUGUGGAGUCGCUGGAACUCAUGCUGGCGUUUGUGGGAAGCACAGGCUCCACGUCCAUCUCGUUCAUUCUGCCCGGUCUAUUCGCCUACAAGCUGAUUGGAGCAGACGCGAGCAACUCAGAAGACUGGCUCAAAUGGUCCGGCCUGGCAUUGUGUCUGUACGGAGUUCUUGUCAUGAUUGUCUCGUUAGGCAUCAACAUCUACCUGUUGCUCUGA
Molecule: messenger RNA, 1284 nt
Organism: Yarrowia lipolytica CLIB122
Lineage: Eukaryota; Fungi; Ascomycota; Dipodascomycetes; Dipodascales
Biological process (GO): amino acid transmembrane transport
Cellular component (GO): fungal-type vacuole membrane
Molecular function (GO): L-amino acid transmembrane transporter activity
Source: RefSeq, a predicted model, not a curated record